Sebastes umbrosus (honeycomb rockfish) is the source of this 5906-nucleotide messenger RNA. Its product is annotated as bone morphogenetic protein receptor type-1A-like. The transcript is spliced from 13 exons. Gene Ontology annotation, molecular function: ATP binding; SMAD binding; transforming growth factor beta receptor activity, type I. NCBI's taxonomy places the organism in Eukaryota, Metazoa, Chordata, Actinopteri, Perciformes, Sebastidae. The record is from RefSeq and is a predicted model, not a curated record. Bases 672 to 2252 code for a protein of 526 amino acids. Gene Ontology annotation, cellular component: signaling receptor complex; plasma membrane. Gene Ontology annotation, biological process: protein phosphorylation; BMP signaling pathway; dorsal/ventral pattern formation.
GAUACAUCGUUUUAGUCCUAGACGAUCUUUGUCAGGCUGGUAUUUGCUCUCCUCCAUCAUCAAACAGUGUAAACCGCAGAUGGACUGAUCUGGUGGGUCUGGUAGCAGGGAGAAGAGAGGACGACGACGAACAUAUUACUACAAGAAACGCUGGAAAUUACGCUUUUCUGUCGUGUUCUUCUGGUGGGAAUUUGGAGUCCAACUAUUACGAUGAAAUAGUGUUGAAAGUAUUCCCACACACACUGGAGGAGUCACAGAAAGAAGGAGAAAGGUCGGCGGUUGUGAUGUUGGUCUGAAUCUGAUCGGCUUCCUCUGCUUCAAGACUACAUUUCCCAUGGAGCAGUGCACUGACACACACACUGUUCUACCAUGGAGCCACCAGUCAGGGUUUUGGACGCAAAGAGCCAGUGAGACAGAAGAGGACCUGGUAUUGUGAUAUAACCCUCCCAUCGUCUCCCCCCUGCAUCCCUCCUGCUCGUUGACCAUCCUUCUCUCCGAGGCCUCGUCUGGCUGGCUUGAGCUCCUCCCCGACUCCCCCACCUCCCUCGACUCCUGCUGUGGAUUAACAACUUUUAUCAGGACUAUCAGCUGACCAGAAAGCUCCUGAUCACAGGGCGCGGCCCGUUUUGGGCCCAGUUCCGGUCCAGUCUCAGUCCAGUCUCUGCUGCAGCAUGGCAGGUCUACCGUUCUGUUUGGCUGCGAUGGCCGCUGCUCUCCUGCUGACCCUCAGAGCUGACGCUGCAGGUCAGAACCCGGACCACGUCCUGCAGGGGACAGGGGUGAAACCCGAGGCUCGGCGGCCCGGUGAGGACUCGACCAUUCCACCCGAGGACGCCGCCCGUUUCCUCACCUGCUACUGUUCCGGACACUGUCCAGAGGACGCCACCAACAAUACCUGCCAGACCAACGGUCAGUGCUUCGCCAUCAUCGAGGAGGAUGAGCACGGCGAGGCCAUUCUCACCUCUGGCUGCAUGAAGUAUGAAGGCUCACACUUCCAGUGCAAGGACUCUCCCAAUGCUCAGACCAGGAGGACAAUCGAGUGCUGCAACACUGACCUCUGCAACAGAGACUUACAGCCCACCCUCCCCCCUCAGGCCCCCGCCGAAGGCAGCCCCCACUGGCUGGCCUUCCUCAUCUCCAUGACGGUCUGCUGCUGCACUCUGAUCUGUGUCACCGUGGUCUGUUACUACAGGUAUAAAUGGCAGAGUGAGCGUCAGCGGUAUCACAAGGAUCUGGAGCAGGAGGUCUUCAUUCCUGUUGGAGAGUCACUCAAAGACCUCAUCCACCAAUCACAGAGCUCCGGCAGUGGCUCCGGGCUCCCCCUGCUGGUGCAACGGACCAUUGCCAAGCAGAUCCAGAUGGUGCGUCAGAUCGGUAAGGGGAGGUACGGCGAGGUGUGGCUGGGCCGCUGGAGGGGAGAGAAGGUCGCUGUCAAAGUCUUCUUCACCCGAGAGGAAGCCAGCUGGUUCAGAGAGACGGAGAUCUACCAGACGGUCCUGAUGAGACACGAAAACAUCCUUGGCUUCAUCGCGGCUGACAUUAAAGGUACCGGCGCCUUCACGCAGCUCUUCCUCAUCACCGACUACCACGAGAACGGCUCUCUGUACGACUACCUGAAGCUGACCACGCUGGACACGCAGACUCUUCUGCGGCUGGCGUACUCCGCCGCCUGCGGCCUCUGUCACCUGCACACCGAGAUCUACGGCACGCAGGGCAAGCCGGCCAUCGCCCACCGAGACCUGAAGAGCAAGAACAUCCUGAUCAAGAAGAACGGCGCCUGCUGCAUCGCCGACCUCGGCCUCGCCGUCAAGUUCAACAGUGACACUAACGAGGUGGACGUCCCUCUGAGCACCCGGGUGGGGACGAGGCGCUACAUGGCCCCCGAGGUCCUGGACGAGAGCCUCAACAAGAACCACUUCCAGGCUUACAUCAUGGCCGACAUGUACAGCUACGGCCUCGUCAUCUGGGAGAUGGCCAGACGCUGCGUCACCGGAGGUAUUGUGGAGGACUACCAGCUGCCGUAUUAUGAGAUGGUGCCCUCUGACCCGUCUUAUGAAGACAUGCUGGAGGUGGUUUGCGUUAAAGGACUGCGGCCCACAGUGUCCAACCGCUGGAACAGUGACGAGUGCCUUCGGGCCAUGCUGAAGCUGAUGUCGGAGUGCUGGGCUCAUAACCCCGCCUCCCGCCUCACCAUCCUCAGAGUGAAGAAGACGCUCGCCAAGAUGGUGGAGUCCCAGGACAUCAAGAUCUGACCACCCUCAUCCUCCUCCUCCUCCCCCUCUUCGUCCCACCUGAACCCAGAACACACGCAUCCUGUCCUGGACCUGAUCAGGCUCAGUGCACCCCUCUUCAUCAGGACGAGGAAGAGGAGAAGUUGGGAGAUAAUAAUGGACCCAUUUCAGGGCUGAACUGUGCCUCUCUUCCUCCUCCUCCUCCUUCCUCCAUCUUCAGUCUAUCUGGAAACAAACAUGGAGUCCUUCCUUUUCCUCCUCCUCUUCCUCCUCUCUCUGCCAGGUUUGACGCUUUCUGUGAAAGCCAAACGAGACGAUAAAGAUAAUUUUGACGGAGGGGAGAGGAGGGGGUCUCUUGAUGCUCGCUGUGAAUAGACAGGACGCGGGUCCACGUCGCCUUCCUCCACUUCUGCCUGUUUCAAAACGCUCAAAAAUGCCAACUUUUUUGUUGUUAUUUUCUCUUCAGGACUGAGUUCUCCUGCCAUAUUGAAAUAUAUCUCCACUCUAAAAAGUAGAGUUAAUUAUAAGAAAAGGUACUAUUAUAAUAUGUGAAUUUUAAUGUGUAAAUAAAUGUUAUCAUUAGAUGCCGUGCCUACUCAUGAGAGGAUUUAAAAAAAAAAAAAAAACAGAACACUAUGCUGCAGUGGUGUUGACGUCCAGCCGACUCCAGGAGACGAUGAUGGAGUCACUACGGAGACGUCUACCGUCCUGUCUGUCUGUCCGUCUGUCUGUCCACAUCUUGUCUGUCUGUCGCUCGUUUGUCAGGAGAUUGAUCAGUUAUAAAGAGGUUGAGCUGCUCUGGUGGCACGAAGACAUCUGAUUGGUUGAGUUAAACCUCAGUGGGUGGGGCCAAAAGGACCCGAGUGCCAAUAGAGAGAUAAAGUCCCUCCCCUUCCUGUAUACCCCAUUAGGGCUGGGUAUCGUUUACUAAAGUACGAUGUCGGUACCAAUACCAGUCCCCUGAUAGUGAUACUGAUACCAAUACAGUAGGUUGCUUCAGAAUGGAAGCUGUGUGCGUGUGUGUUUGUGUGUGUGAGUGUGUGUGUGUGUGUGUGUGUGUCUGUGUGUCUGUGUGUGUGUGUAGCGUAACGCCCACCCUCCAGUUCCCCCCCAGGUUUAAACUGUUAGCUCUGUCAGCAAUGUUGCGGCUGUUCACACUGUUAGCACGGUUAGCUGCUAGCCACCGGCUCAGACAUCUCCGUGUUCAGGGCCGUGUGCAGACAGGCGAUCCCGGCUGUAUGGGGGUUGUAGCUGCUGCAGUAGUGGACCAAUCACACGUCGCAUUAAAUCAAAGAAAGCUUGCGGUGAUUAGCCACGAACAACGCCAUACAAACAGUCCUCUUUUAAUAGAUCUGGGCACAAAAAGGAUCAAACGCAGGUAUCAUUUGACUGGAGAAGUUUCAAUAGUACUCGGUACUGGGUUAUUCAGGUCGAUAUCUUAAAGGUAUCGAGUAUCGAUCCCCGGCUCUGUCCUACAUGGGACCUUAUUUCGGAAAAAAAUCCGUCCGGUAGUCAACGGCGAGAGACGAAUCAUUUUUUGAUCGUGUUUGAAUUCCGUCAUGAAUCACACAUAUGAUGUUUGUCAAUUUAAAAGAUCAUUUUGCAAGUCACAAAAGUCCCGUCACCGGCACCACUUUUGGGUGUGUAGUCUAAUUGCGUAUUUUCACAGUACUUUAACAAUCACAAUGACAAACAUGGUAUGUGUGCUCGUAUGGUUCACAGCACAAUUCAGGAUCAGAAAACUAUUUGUCUCUCGCCGUUAACUACCGUACAUAUUUUUUCCUAAAUGCGGUCCCAUGGUGGUCCACCGGAAGGGGGCAGGACUUCACUUCUCUAUCCUGAACAAGAACUGAAGCAAUAGGCAAAAGUAUCAAAGUAAAUAGGUUUACAUUUAACUCCUUUCAGCUGAAUAACAAUAAAUAAUACAGAAGCUAAAAAUAAAUAAAAAGGUGUAGAAAACAAAAUGCGUAACAGAAAAACAAAUAUUGAUAAAUAGAACCAGAAUGUGUUAGGGUGGAUCUUCAUAAUAAUAUUGGAUCUGUAAUAAGCUGUUUGGGUUCAACAUUUACCGUCUGAAAGAGCAACCGAGUGUUUGAAGAGGUUUGUCUCGAGGACACCCAGCUAUUGAAUUACGGAUUUCGUGCUGGUUCGAAUUAGUUCAAACUUCACUUUUUGAAGAAGUGACAGCCCGGGUACCCGUUCUGGUUCCCAAGACCUUUGAAUUAACGCCCACAUCUCCUAAUUUGUUUUAUAAUCCAAUGAAGUCUGGUGCUGCGCUCGUUGACUGCUGGUUGGGAAAACGCACCGAUGAGAGCUCUGUAAGUGCCGUUAAGAUUUCAGGCGUCAUUUUAGUACUAAAUAAUAGUAAAUUAAGUCAUAUAACUUUAUUUUUAGACUUCAGUAUGAAGUAUGUUUGACAAAAAAAAACUACUAGCUUCUUUUUUUCUUUUUGUUUGACAGGAAAAACCUACUGGUAUGUCAAAAUUAAGAUAUUAUGGCUUAAAAUUCUGAGAUACAAAGAGAUAAAUAUGAUGUAAAAAGACACAUUCUUGACUUUUAGAAGUCAAUAUUUUGAUUCAAAAUCUAAAGUGUUAACAUAUUUUAACUUGUGUUUUUUGACUUUACUUUCACCAUCUCCUAACGUUAGCUUCUCAUCUGGAAUGGAAAAGACUGACAAAGGACAAAGGAAAUGAAGCAAAGGAGUUAUUUCACGGAUUUAUUUUAGUAUUUCUUUCAUACCCAACACAAUACAAAAGUCUCUGACAUAAAUACGGUAAAUGUUAAAACUGUAAAUUGAAAAUAAAAUCAAACUAAGUGAGCAUCUUUGUCGCUCAGAUAGUCUAAAAAGUGUUCGUAGAUGAACUUUGCUGCUCCCACUCGGGUUUCACUCGUCCAAUCAGACAUAAGAUUCAUUUAUUUCAAAAUAAGAUUUGAUGUUUCUUCAUUCUACGGCAUUAAAAUCAUUAUUUCAGUUGCAUUUCGGGACAAAACUUUGUCAUUUAUAAUAUUUGGGAAACCAGUCCAGAAUGUGUUUAGCCUAGCUUAGCACAAAGACUGGAAGCGGGGGGAAACUGUUAGCCUAGCACAAUAAAAAGAAACCUCUAAAUAUUUCAGAUUUGUUUGAUAUGUUUUAUCUUGUUUAUUGAACAGGUGUAGAAACAGAAAGAAAAUAGACAUUUAGAAGCAGUUAGCUACUUGGAGCUAGGCUAGCAGUUUGCCCCUGCUUCCAGUCUUUGUGCUAAGCUAGGCUAAACACACCCUGGGCCUCUCUCUCUGUACUGGACUCAGAGAUGGAUCUGAAAUGUUAGACUGGUCCUUUAAACUGUUACGUGUUGGUUUUCUCUCCUCAGCAGCGGGACGACGUGCACGUGUUGGCUUGGUGUGUGUGUGUGAGUGUUUGUGUGUGUGUGUGGGUGAAUGAAGCUAACCGUUCAUACAGUUCACAUUUAAGAGCAGUAACUUAGUGUUUUUCUCUAUAAUAAAUAUGCAAGUAAAAGUCCCCGUAUAGGAAUAAUCUCUAAUAUGUAAAUGUGUAAUGUUUUUGUUUUGGUGUUGUUGUUGUUUUGUACAGCAUCUGGUUCGGUGCCUUAUGAGUUUACCAAGGAAAUGAAAACUCUGUAUACAGUCUGUCCAAUGUAACGAUUUUUAAGUAAAUAACCUUAUUUUAGUACACAA